Messenger RNA from Cynoglossus semilaevis (tongue sole), 3078 nucleotides. RefSeq names its product periostin, osteoblast specific factor b (gene postnb). The transcript is spliced from 22 exons. The record is from RefSeq and is a predicted model, not a curated record. Gene Ontology annotation, biological process: cell adhesion; extracellular matrix organization. Bases 49 to 2472 code for a protein of 807 amino acids. Gene Ontology annotation, molecular function: cell adhesion molecule binding. Lineage: Eukaryota; Metazoa; Chordata; Actinopteri; Pleuronectiformes; Cynoglossidae. Gene Ontology annotation, cellular component: extracellular matrix.
UCUGCACCAUCACUCUGAGUCUGGAGGGGCAAGCUGAAGAAAUCCAGGAUGAAGCUUUUUUUCAUGGCUGCCUUUGCACUCUUUGUGCUCUCUACUUUUGACCAGGCUGACUCCUCAGCCUAUGACAAAAUAGUUGCCCACAGUCGCAUCAGGGCACGAAAAGAGGGACCAAACGUCUGCGCUCUCCAGCAAGUCAUGGGGACCAAGAAGAAGUACUUCAGCACUUGUCGUAAUUGGUACCAAGGGUCCAUCUGUGGAAAGAAAGCGUCGGUCCUGUAUGAGUGCUGCCCAGGUUACAUGAAGCUGGAGGGCAUGCGAGGUUGCCCCGCAGUGGCUCCGAUCGACAACGUGUAUGCCACCCUGGGCCUGGUGAAAGCCAUUUCAACUCAGAAGUAUGCUGAUGUUUCUAAGCUGAGGCCUGAGAUAGAAGGAUCUGGAUCUUUCACCUUCUUUGCACCAAGCAACGAAGCCUGGGACAAUUUGGACGAGUUAGUGAAGAGUGCACUGGUCAGUAAUGUCAACGUCGAACUGUACAACGCCCUGCAUUACCACAUGGUCAACAAACGCCUGCUGACCAAAGAUUUAAGGAAUGGACUGACGGUCACCUCCAUGUACAACGACCUUGGUCUCCAAAUUAACCACUAUCCCAACGGGGUGGUGACAGUCAACUGUGCCAGAAUCAUCUAUGGCAACCAGGUGGCAACCAAUGGUGUGGUCCACGUCAUCGACCGUGUGAUCAGUUCUGUUGGAAACACCAUCCAGGAUGUCAUUGAGGUCACCGAUGAGCUGUCAACUCUGAGUGAAGUGGCUCACACUGCCGGGCUCCUGGAGAAGCUGGGUCAGCCAGGGCAUUACACUGUCUUUGCCCCCACCAACGAUGCCUUUGAGAAGCUUGGCGUCGACGUCCUGGAGAGAAUUCAGAGCGAAGACAAGGCCAUCAAAGCUCUCAUGAACUUCCACGUUCUGGACUCGGUCCAGUGCUCUGAGGCUAUCACGGCAGGCAGCUCUUACGAGACCCUGGAAGGCAACAACAUCGAGAUUGGCUGUGAUGGAGAUAGCUUGACUGUCAACGGCGUUAAGAUGGUGCUGAAGAAGGACAUCGUCACCAGCAAUGGAGUCAUCCACCUGAUUGACCAAGUGCUUAUGCCAGACUCAGCUAAGCAGGUGUUGGAGCUGGUGGGAAGUCAGCAGUCAACCUUUGGUGACAUGGUGUCCGAGCUGGGUAUUGCUUCUGAAAUGAGAUCGGACGCCGAAUACACUUUGUUGGCUCCCCUCAACGCUGCCUUUACUGAUGAGAUGAUGGCAUUGGAUCAGAGGAUGUUCAGGAUCAUCCUGGAGAAUCACAUCCUGAAGAGUAAGUUCACCCUGGGACAGCUGUACAACGGCCAGCGACUGGAGACAAUUGGAGGAAAAUUCAUGCGCGUCUUCAUCUAUCGCACAGCUGUGUGCAUCGAGAACUCUUGUUUGAUCAGAGGCAGUAAAGAGGGCAGCAACGGGGCCCUUCAUCUGAUGAAGACCUUCAUGACACCAGCUGAAAAAUCGGUGUUUGAGAUUCUGACGGAAAACGGAGGUUAUAAGAUCUUUUUGUCUCUGAUGGAAGCUGCUGGUUUGACUGACCUCCUGAGACAGGAAGGAGACUUUACUCUGUUUGCUCCCAGCGAUAAGGCCUUCGCCAGUCUGAGCAGCAGAGAUAUUUCCCUGUUGAAGAGUGACAUUAAUGCCCUCAGGACCAUCCUUCUCUAUCACAUCAAUAACGGCGUCUUCAUUGGUGGUGGUCUGGAGAGUGGAGUGACCAAUAUGCUCAGGUCUUUGCAAGGCAGUAACCUCAGAGUGAUGUAUGCAAACAACACCAUUCAAGUAAAUACUGUCCAAGUCCCUGAGGCGGACAUCAUGGCCACAAAUGGAGUCAUUCACAAGGUCGACCAGGUCUUGUAUCCUGCAGACAUCCCUGUCGGAAGCCAGGAACUUCUCAACAUUUUUAGGAAGCUCAUGAGUUACAUGCAAAUCAAGUACAUAUCUGGAUUCAGAUAUCAGGAAAUUCCUCUGACAUUCAUGAAGAGGAUCAUCACUCGCGUCAUCGAGGAAGUUCCUCAGGUGACCAAACUGACCAGGGUCAUUCCAGCAGAGCCCUCCGUCACCAAAGUCACCAGGGUCAUUGAAGGGCAACCCUCAGUUACCAAGGUUACCAGAGUUAUUGAAAGUCAGCCCAGUGUCAGCAAGGUCACCAGAGUUAUUGAAACUCAGCCCAGUGUCAGCAAGGUCACCAGGGUCAUCUCAGGUCCUCAGUACUCAGUCAGCAGUGGCACAACCAACAUCGCCAUCGAAGGAACUGAUUUCUCAGAUAUCACAUCCUUUGAUGGGGCCUCUCAUCUGGACACCGAAAGGUUGACCAAACUUGCCAAAGAGAGUGGCACAAGAAGGACUGGCGGUCGAAAAGUUCUAGCUGGCAACAGAAGGAGAGGAAGGGACUGAGCGUGGACGGAUGACGAUCUCGACCAUGUCAAAGUAGAGAGAGGAUCCAAACCCAAAGGUCGAGACCUUAAAUGUCAGUGAUUUCCAUCAUAUUGUAAAAAGUAUCAGGCGAACUGACAAAUAAAAAAAGGUAUUCACAUAAACAAUUUAAUGGUGCUUUGAAUGUAUAGCUAACAUGAAAGUGCAAUGUCUGACAAAAAAAAAGAGGGUUUUUGGUUCGGUUUGUGUAAAGUGUGUUCAACUGAACGUUCUGGCAGAGCUUUUGAGGACAGAGCAAGUCGGGGUAGCAAUAAAAUCUGUUAAUAAGCCAUUAGGGUGACAGUAAAAGCGUUUCAAUUCCAGAACUUUUCUAUGGCUUUGCUAGAUGGUGAAUGUAAAAGCAAGAUUUUAUGAGCUGUUUGGGAGGAAUUGUAAAUCUCAGCAUGGUACACUUUAAAUGUUGUUUUCUGGCUUGUUUCGUUUGUUGUCAUUUUUCUUCGGCUAUAAGUUGCUCAAAGAUGUGUGUAAAUUUUUCUACACCAUGUUACUUGGAACAUUGUGUACAACUGCAGGCUCUCUGUUUUCUCCAAAACAUCUUACAAUAAAGUGCUUUCUUUGAUACAAAAA